AAUUUCUUUUGGCAGCUGCCAAAUGUAUAACAUAGGAAAUUAACAAAUUGCUCAAAACUUAAAUGCAAACAACUAACUCAAACACUAAGCCAAUUGCCAAGCGCACUGAGAGCGCCGAGAGCUGGGCGAGCACCGUGAGCCAAGUUGGCCAGGUGCCCGCCAGGUAAACACACGCACACCACAAAUGGCUCCAAAGCAAACAACACUCAAUUACACACAGGGCUCGAAGAAAGAAAAAAAAAACAAGCAAACGCAGCAGUUGAAAUAAGUGCGAGAGACAAAGCGCGGCCAAAACCAGUGCAAUACCAAGCGACUGCCCGUUCGGAGCUGUCCCCAGUUAAGUUUCCCAAAAGAAAAUCAACCAAAAAAAAAAAAAAAACAAAAUAACAAACAACAAAUAUGCGCUUGGAGCUGCAGCUGAAGCUGCUGCUGCUGCUUUCGCCGGCGCUGCAGGCCGCAGUUGUGCCGCAGCUGGAGCAGCCCGUGGACGCAGUGCAGGAGAUUGGCUAUCUGGAGCUGAAGCCGAAUGGCACGUUGAUCUUGCGACAUGCCGCCAAUCAGAGUGGCGGCAAUCUGCAGAAUUUGCUGCUACUACGCAGCGUGUUGCAAGCACUCAAGCUGCAACCCGGCGAGGAGCAGUCCAAGCUCAACUUCAGGAUCUAUGGCGACGGUGUGGAGCAGAAGUUUCCGCCCCUGCUGGAGAACAUAAUACAGCGCAUACAAACAUUCUUCUCCAUCUACCGCUACACGGACACCAGUCGACCCGUGCGCAAAGAAGAGCCCACCACGGAGCAGAUCGUAAGCACGCGAAGGGCUGAAGAUCCGAAGGCAACUCAAGUGCCCCCACAACAGCAGGAGGCCUGAUUAGUUGUGGGCGAGGAUUGGACUGCGGAUCGACUGAAAUAUGAGAGAUAUUAUAUUUAUUUAUUUGGUAUUUACUUUGGUGUUUAGCUUAGCGAUUGACCAGCAAUAAAGGCCACGCUCCACGGACAUUGUAACUGUAACGUGGUGAGGCGCCCGCAUUUUGGCCAGCUUAUGGCUGGGCACGUAUCCACGGGUACUUAGUAUGCGUCGCCGUGCGUGGAGCGCGAUUUAU
Molecule: messenger RNA, 1096 nt
Organism: Drosophila novamexicana
Lineage: Eukaryota; Metazoa; Arthropoda; Insecta; Diptera; Drosophilidae
Exons: 1
Coding region: 400-864 (154 amino acids)
Source: RefSeq, a predicted model, not a curated record